AGGAAUUUUAGAAGACGAGCUGGUGGAAACGAAAGGAAAAAGUGGAUGCUGUAGAAGACAAAGGUAAUGAUGAACUAAUGAUGAAAAAAUAGAAUGAGCACGACUUUAUCAUGUAUGAUAUGGUUUUUGAUAUUCAUUACCCGAAGUUCACUGACUAAUGGUUAUAUUGAGUUGAUAUUAGACGGUAACGAUGGGAAUGAGGCGACAGAUUACCUCGAUUUCAGCAUCACAACCAACCGACUUCAAUUACAAUUGACCCAACUAGAUGACAACGCAGACCUAGAAUUUUCUGUAGAAGCCGGUGUUUUUGAACGAGAUAGCCAAAGCUCACAGAUUGCAUUGCUUACCUAUAAAUGGAACACACAUUCGGGUCGAAACAAUAUUUUAUCAUUGUAUGAUACUAGUGAAUUUGAGCAAUGCGACGAGACCAAAACAGAAAUGCUUAAAUCAAUCCCCUCAAAAGUAACUGUAGAUUUGAAUACAGACUACUUGGUCGAAAUCAAAGGAGGGGAGCAGGGUACAUUUUCAAGUCUAAGCACUGUACCAUGUCCGGCUGUAUGGACAAGCUUCACAAGCAAUCGUGCUAAAGUCACGAAAAUGAAACUAAAAUUGGUGGAUGAUGAUGAUGGCUACACAUUAGAGAACAUCUACACAGUAGAAUACAGGAUUAUCACUGCGUGUAAUCCCGGGCAGUAUUUGGAUGCUAGAGAAGGUAGUUGUACGGACUGUGAAACUGAUCAUUAUGGUGCUGGAGUCUGGCUUGAAUCGUGUACUAAAUGCCCUGAAGCUAAAGGGGUGGAAGCUGGAAAGGGAACAAAAGAAAGUGACUGCACUUGGAAACCAUGUGAAGCGGGUCAGCGUCUAAAUCAAGCCAUCGGUUGUGAGGACUGUCCAGCAGAUCACUGGAGUGCAUCAGGAAACACAGCUGCUUCCUGCACUGUCUGUACAUCGGGAAAAGAAGUGGGUGCUGGACUGGGAAAAGGAGCUGGUGACUGCAACUGGAAGGACUGUAGUAGCGGGCAAUAUCUGGACCAAGCGACCGGUUGUAAGAAUUGUCUAGCAGAUCACUGGAGUGUAGGAGGGCAGGUUGCACAGUGUACACAAUGUCCAGCUGAAAAAGGAGUUUCUGCUGGAGCUGGAACGAGCGAGGCUGACUGCACUUGGAAACCAUGUGAAGCGGGUCAGCAUCUAGAUCAAACCAACGGUUGUGAGAACUGUCCACCAGAUCACUGGAGUGCCGCUGGAAACGAGGCUACGACCUGCACUGCUUGUGCAGCGGAAAAAGGAGUGGGCGCCGGACUAGGAAAACAAGCUGGUGACUGCACAUGGAAGGACUGUAGUGGCGGCCAAUAUCUGGACCAAGCGACCGGUUGUAAGAAUUGUCUAGCAGAUCACUGGAGUGCAGGAGGGCAGGUUGCACAGUGUACACAAUGUCCAUCUAAUAAAGGAGUUGCUGCUGGAGCUGGAGCGAGCGAGGCUGAUUGCACUUGGAAACCAUGUGAAGCGGGUCAGCGUCUAAAUCAAGCCAUCGGUUGUGAGAACUGUCCAGCAGAUCACUGGAGUGGUCCAGGAAACACAGCUGCUUCCUGCACUGUCUGUACAGCGGGAAAAGAAGUAGGUGCUGGUUUUGGAAAAGAAGCUGGUGACUGCAACUGGAAGCCGUGUACAAAUGGAGGACAGUACCUUGACCAAGCCACUGGUUGCCAGCUUUGUGGCGCCGAUACCUGGGGUUCCCCGGGCUCUACUAGUGCCACUUGUACGCCGUGUCCUACAGACAAAGGAGUGGCAGCUGGGGCUGGAUCUAGUGAGGAUGAUUGCACAUGGAAGGGCUGCGCUGGUGGUCAGUAUCUAGAACAAUCUUCUGGGUGCCAAAACUGUUUGGCGGAUCAUUGGAGUCCGGUCGGGUCAAAGAGUCCCACUUGUUCAAAUUGUCCGGCAGACAAAGAGGUGGCAGCUGGACAGGGGAAACUAGAAAGUGACUGCACUUGGAAGGCCUGUGCCGGUGGUCAGUAUCUAAAUCAGGAAAACGGCUGCACCAAUUGUGAAGCAGGGGAAUUCAGUGCUGGGGGAACAGCAGAUUCUUGUACAAAAUGUGAGGCAGACACUUACAGUGAAGCGGGUGCGACUAAGUGCACUGCAUGUCCUUCUGGUAAAGUAGUAGCUUCCGGAGGAGGAAAACAAGAAAGUGAUUGCACCUUCAAAUCUUGUCUUGGGGGUUAUUAUGUGGAUGCUACAAAAGGUUGCUUACCUUGUGAAGCAGGGGAGUUCAGUGCUGGAGGAACAGCUGAUUCUUGUACAAAAUGUGAAGCGGAUACAUACAGUGCUGAUAAAGCCACUAAGUGUACCGAUUGUCCUUCUGGCAAGGGAGUAGCUUCUGGAGAUGGCAAAGAAGAGGUUGACUGCAAAUGGAAGCCGUGCGCCGGAGGACACUACCUUGACCAGGAUAAGGGAUGUCUGACUUGCAAGGCAGGAGAAUACAGUGUCGGAGGAACAGCAGCCUCCUGCUCUACAUGUCUGAAGAACCAGUACAGUGCAGUGGGAGCUUCUCAGUGCACUGAUUGUCCUGCUGGUACUGGGGGUGUAGCAGCUGGAACGGGAACUGAGGAGGCCCAAUGCAAAGAGAUAGUUUGGAAGAUGACAGGAGCAGCUCUGAUCCAGGCAGUAGCUGGAACUGAACCCCAGAUUGUUAGUGGCAGUCAGGGUGUUCUAGUUGUCACCACAGCAAAUGAGGUGGAAAUGGAGACUGCUAAUGUCACUUUCUGUAACAGUGGUUACGAUAACACAACUGCAAAUAUGAUUUGUCAAUUACUCGGAUUUGGAGAUGGAACAUUUGGUAGCAGUCCACAAAACUUUAAAUAUGUUCCAGAGUCAUUACUAUCGAGUAUGAGCAUGCCAAGACUAGCAGGUGAUGACUGUGCUGGGAACUUACUGGCCAUAUCUGCUGAGUGUGUUGGUAAAAUGAUGGCUACGUCAUGCGAGCAAGAUGAAGUUGUUUGGAUAAAAUGCGCAGAAGUCAUAGAUGACCGCGACGACAGUUCCUCAACGAAGAUAUCAGCGGCUGUCACUUUAGUUAUUGUUAAUAUUGGUUUUGCUUUGUUUUGGUAGAGAUUUAAAAACGCUGGGAUUAUAUUUUAAAACAUUUCAGAGAUCACAGCAUGUUCAAUUGAUUUAUAAGUUUAUAUUUAUUAUCUUAACAAAUUGUAAUUAUUAAAAAGCAAUUAGUGAAUAAGAUUAGUACAGUGAGCUCAGCAGCUUGCGGUAAUUUAUUUUAUAGAUUAAACUCAUGUUUAUAAAUUCAGUAUAGGAUAAACGAUGUCAUUUUGUAACGCUUUUGCUAAUAACCAUCUUAUAGAGAAGUCUAAAAAAUAAAUUAUAGAUUGAAAUAAUUUUAAAUAUUUUAAAUAUCUUAAAUAAGUAGGACAGUUAUUCGUUUGUUUUUGUUUUACAUUUUGGUGAAAUAGUUAUUACUUUACGAGUAUUUGUUUGUGGCUGCCGAUGUGGUGGUCGCACCUUAAUUAUACAAGUUUUGAAGGAAUGUUGCUGUUAUUGUUUUGACUAUUAAACUUUUGUAGAA
Molecule: messenger RNA, 3574 nt
Organism: Bolinopsis microptera
Lineage: Eukaryota; Metazoa; Ctenophora; Tentaculata; Lobata; Bolinopsidae
Product: major surface-labeled trophozoite antigen 417-like
Exons: 17
Coding region: 94-3105 (1003 amino acids)
Cellular component (GO): membrane
Source: RefSeq, a predicted model, not a curated record